GGUUUAGAGAGAGAAGGAGGAAGAAGGAAGAGAAAAAAAUAGGGCUGGGCUCAUAGCCAUCAGGGUUUAUAGAGAGAGGAGAAGAAGGAAGAGGUUAUGGGCUUCACAAACCCUAAUUGAAGAGGCCUUAGCUGAUUUUUAGAAAGAGAAAAGGAAGAUGGGAUGCUAAUUUGAGAUAGUUUGAAGAGGGCCUUCCUCUCUGAUUUGGAGUUUGGGAUGUUGUUUGAGAGAAAGCCCUUGUCAAGAGGCCUUAAUUGAUUUUUAGAGAGAGAGAAAAGGAAGAGGGUUUUCUAUUUCCUUGGGGAAACAGCAAGCAGAGCUGAAGAUUAGGUUUGGGGAACUAAUCCUAUAUGUACAAUUGCUUGCUCCUAAAUUUAUAGGACAUAUGGAAGCUCUCACAGCAUAUCGCCACUUGCUCAAAGCUAUUGAUAAACAUAUUGGGAAAGAUGGCAAUAAGAGACAUUUUAGGGAUUUUGUGGUUCAAGAGUUCAGAAAAAACUCUAAGAUUUCGGAUCCUACUGAUAUUCAACAGAAGAUAAAACUGGCGAAGGAUUACAUGUUUCUCCUCACCAGUGUUCAUCAUCAUCAGGAUCUGCUGUUCUCUUACAAUAUCGCUGUGGAUAGAGAAGGUGAAAUGAAGAGGACCAUAACAAAGUCAGCUGCUAGUGUCGGUCUUCAGCUUCCUGAUGUCUAUCAACCAUGAGAGUUUCUUUACUAAGGUCCUGGUUUUUGGCAUAAAUCUUUCUUUCAAUGUCUUCUUGUUCAUAUAGAGCUGAUGGUUGAGAUUCGAACAUUGCAGACGUAGAAUUGGAAAUCCAUUGUUGAUGCUUUUCCUUUCUAGAGAGAGCCAAAGCACAUGGCUCUAGGGUGUUCUUGCCCAAUUUCUAAUGUACGAGAAAAUAAUGAGGGUUCAUUCCAGAUCAAUUUUGAUAGUGGAGCCUUUGUUUCAGAGGAGUGAUUAAUUAAGGUGACCAACUGAUGGUGUUUUCUUGGAGUAGUUACGCAUGCAAGCCUCUUUCUUUUAUGAGUAAUAAAAAAUUUUAUUCGCCAUUUUGGUCAAUGUUAUUUUUCUAGCCAGUGAACAAAGUGGCCAAAACCUCAUCUUUAAGGGCAGUAAUUGUUUUAUCGUAUUUUUCUGCUCUUUCCACUGUC
Amborella trichopoda is the source of this 1152-nucleotide messenger RNA. RefSeq lists its product as uncharacterized. Lineage: Eukaryota; Viridiplantae; Streptophyta; Magnoliopsida; Amborellales; Amborellaceae. The record is from RefSeq and is a predicted model, not a curated record.